Phodopus roborovskii (desert hamster) is the source of this 2845-nucleotide messenger RNA. It is a transcript of the gene Zdhhc8, whose product is annotated as zinc finger DHHC-type palmitoyltransferase 8. Lineage: Eukaryota; Metazoa; Chordata; Mammalia; Rodentia; Cricetidae. The record is from RefSeq and is a predicted model, not a curated record. The transcript is spliced from 11 exons. Gene Ontology annotation, molecular function: palmitoyltransferase activity. The coding region runs from base 154 to 2481 and encodes 775 amino acids. Gene Ontology annotation, biological process: protein palmitoylation.
CAGCGCGCCGCCGCCGCCCGUGGGGUGGGAUUUCCUCCGCUGCCGCUGCCGCGGAUCCUGCGCCGCGUCCAGCCCGCGCGCCCGACCUCGGCCCGACCCGGCCGGCCCCGCCCGCCCGGCCUCGGGGAGGGAUGCGGCGGCGCGGUGCCCAGGAUGCCCCGCAGCCCCGGGACGCGCCUCAAACCUGCCAAGUACAUCCCGGUGGCCACAGCAGCUGCGCUGUUGGUUGGCUCCAGCACCCUCUUCUUCGUAUUCACGUGCCCAUGGUUGACAAGAGCGGUGUCUCCAGCUAUUCCUGUCUACAAUGGCAUCCUCUUCCUCUUUGUCUUGGCCAACUUCAGUAUGGCUACCUUCAUGGACCCUGGAGUCUUCCCCCGAGCCGAUGAGGACGAAGACAAGGAGGAUGACUUCCGGGCCCCACUGUACAAGAAUGUGGAUGUGCGGGGCAUCCAGGUCCGCAUGAAGUGGUGUGCAACAUGCCACUUCUACCGUCCACCCCGAUGUUCACACUGCAGCGUCUGUGACAACUGUGUGGAGGACUUUGACCACCACUGCCCCUGGGUCAACAACUGCAUUGGACGUCGCAACUACCGCUACUUCUUCCUGUUCCUGCUGUCACUCAGUGCACACAUGGUGGGUGUGGUGGCCUUCGGCCUGGUCUACGUGCUCAACCACUCAGAGGGACUGGGAGCUGCCCACACCACCAUCACCAUGGCUGUCAUGUGUGUGGCUGGCCUUUUCUUCAUUCCUGUCAUCGGCCUCACUGGCUUCCACGUGGUACUGGUCACGCGGGGGCGCACCACCAAUGAGCAGGUGACUGGGAAGUUCCGCGGGGGUGUGAACCCCUUCACCCGAGGCUGCUAUGGGAACGUGGAGCACGUGUUAUGCAGUCCCCUGGCGCCCCGGUAUGUGGUGGAGUCCCCCAGGAUGCCGCUCUCAAUAAGCCUAAAACCACCUUUCCUGAGGCCUGAGCUCCUGGAGCGAGCUGUGCCCCUCAAGGUCAAACUUAGUGACAAUGGACUGAAAGCUGGUCGCAGCAAGUCCAAGGGCAGUCUGGACCAGCUAGAUGAGAAGCCUCUGGACCUUGGACCUCCACUGCCUCCCAAGAUAGAGGCUGGUACCUUUGGAAGAGAUCUGAAGACACCGAGACCUGGCAGUGCUGAGAGUGCCCUAUCAGUACAGAGGACCAGCCCCCCAACACCUGCCAUGUAUAAGUUCCGGCCAGCUUUCUCCACUGGUCCCAAGACACCCUUUUGUGGGCCUAGUGAACAGGUCCCAGGCCCUGACUCCCUUACUCUGGCAGAUGACAGCACUCACAGUCUAGACUUUGUGUCCGAGCCCAGCCUGGAUCUCCCAGACCAUGGGCCUGGUGGUCUGCAUCCUACCUAUCCCCCUUCCCCACCCCUCAAUGCCACCGAUGCCUUCUCAGGUGCCUUACGCUCCCUGAGUCUCAAGGCUGCCAGCAGGCGGGGUGGGGACCACAUGACCCUACAGCCACUGCGUUCUGAAGGUGGGCCCCCCACACCCCACCGUGGUCUCUUUGCUCCUCAUGCACUGCCCAACCGAAAUGGCAGCCUGUCCUAUGAUAGCCUACUUAACCCUGGCUCACCCAGUGGCCAUGCAUGUCCCACACACCCUUCCGUUGGCAUGGCCAGCUACCAUUCACCCUACCUGCACCCUGGGCCAUCAGAUCCACCACAGCCCCCAUCCCGCAGCUUCAGUCCUGUGCUGGGUCCCCGGCCUAGGGAGCCCUCUCCUGUGCGCUAUGACAACCUGUCUCGGACCAUCAUGGCCUCUAUCCAGGAGCGCAAGGACAGGGAAGAGCGUGAACGGCUGCUGCGCUCCCAGACUGACUCACUCUUUGGCGAUUCUGGUGUCUAUGACACACCCAGCUCCUACAGCCUGCAACAGGCCAGUGUGUUAACAGAAGGUCCCCGUGGCUCUGUGCUGCGCUAUGGCUCCAGGGAUGACCUAGUGGCUGGGCCUGGCUUCAGUGGUGCCCGAAAUCCUGCCCUGCAGACAUCAUUGUCUUCACUGUCGAGCUCGAUAAGUCGAGCACCACGGACAUCUUCUUCCUCCCUGCAGGCUGACCAGGCCAACAACAAUGCCCCGGGAACCCGGCCUGGCAGUGGUUCGCACAGGUCACCUGCCCAUCAGGGCCUGCCUUCCCCACCAGGCACUCCCCGAUCACCCUCUUACACAGGCUCCAAGGCUGUCGCCUUCAUCCACACGGACUUCCCGGAUCGACCACCCUCACUGGCUAUGCAGAGGGGGCGAAUUGGCACCUGUAGUCGUGGAUGGGGGUGGCGUGGUCCGCCCAGGGGGAAUCCUGGCCUGCACCUGUGCCACCUUGGCCAUCCUGAGGAACACCCGCCGCUGCAGGCCCCCUGGAGCGUGGCCGCUGGGGUGCCCCCCCGUGGGACCAUUUGCCGGCUACAUUCUGCUGCAUCCAGCCUUUUCCCCAGCCUCUCAGGUCCCUAGCAGGACACCAAUAGGUGGCUCUAGGGCCAUGGACAACUUGCUGGGGAAUGCAGAAGACCAGGCUGCUGUAGAGCUUAGUGUGGGGCUGGAUAUGGCCCAGGAUCCCUGUCCAUUCCCUACAACCAGCCACAUCUUGACUGAUAAUUCUGCCAGGGCCCAUGACCCUGUGUCCAGGUGACCUCAGGAAGUCUCCCCCCCUACCUGCUGCAGGGGCCCAGUGCCCCACUGGGGGUGGCCCCAGAACUACUGGGAACCAGCAUGACGUACACCCCAGCCUCCCUAUUCCUUCCAAGCACUUUAAGCCACUUCCUCUGGGGAGCCCAGGCCUCUGUGGGUUGGGCUGGAGUUGGGGGGGGGGGUCUCA